Anoplophora glabripennis (Asian longhorned beetle) is the source of this 2415-nucleotide messenger RNA. RefSeq names its product growth/differentiation factor 11 (gene myo). Gene Ontology annotation, molecular function: cytokine activity; growth factor activity. Lineage: Eukaryota; Metazoa; Arthropoda; Insecta; Coleoptera; Cerambycidae. Bases 1 to 402 code for a protein of 133 amino acids. The transcript has 2 exons. Gene Ontology annotation, biological process: SMAD protein signal transduction. Gene Ontology annotation, cellular component: extracellular region. The record is from RefSeq and is a predicted model, not a curated record.
AUGAUAUUUAAUAUGAUGUUCCCAGUGCCCUUCGUGGAGAUAUCCACCGUGGAACCCAAACGGCGCGUUCGCCGCAAUCUGGGCCUCAACUGCGACGACAAGAUGAACGAGCCGCUCUGCUGCCGCUACUCGCUCGACGUCGACUUCGAGGAGAUCGGCUUCGACUUCAUCAUCGCCCCCAAGAGGUACGACGCCCACAUGUGCGCCGGCGACUGCCCCUUCGUCACCCUCCAGAAGUACCCGCACACGCACCUCAUCAAGAUGUCGUCGCCGCAGAGCGCGCAGCCCUGCUGCGCGCCCAGGAAGAUGAGCGCCAUCUCCAUGUUGUAUUUCGACGAACAGUUGACGGUGGUGUACGGCUCGCUGCCGGGCAUGGUGGUGGACAGGUGCGGGUGUUCAUAAUAGUACCGGAGGGUAGGCCGAGGAGAGGGAGGGGAACUGAUUUUUAACGUCUCCCGGGUCAGGAAAGUCUGUUAAGUGUACGCGGUGCCACCUAGUGGUCGCAUCCGAACGUAAUUUUGUGACGGGUGACGCGGGGCUGACCGCCAUUGCGGGAGAACGGAAAGAGCGAGACGGAAACCGCAAGAGGAGGUCUUUAUGCCUUGAUCUUCACUUAAAAAUUCCGUCUUGGUAGGUUUACCAAGUUCUAAUGGCUGUGGUGUCGCCGAAAUUAAUAUUCCCAGUUUCUUAAAUAUUUUUUUAUAUCGCGCGAACGGAAGUUUUCAUUUUUCUCAACAACUUUUAUUAAAAAAGUUUUUCGAUAUCUCUUUCCGUUCAAAAGAUACAACAUGAUAUGUUUAGACACAAAGACAGGUUUGAUCAAGCCUGUUACUGAUUUAAAAACAUUAACAGACCUGAUCAAACCUAUGGUUUUCUCUAUACAUAUCAGUUUAUAUCUUUUUAACGGUAAAAGAGAUCAGAAAUCUUUUUUAAGAAAAGUCGUUGGGAAAACGAACGCUUUCCUAUGACACAAUGCGAGAUUGGGAAAACAAUUUCGAUGACGUCAUAUCCCUUAAGUUGAUGUACUUGCCAAAACAGAAUUUUAAGUCGAAUGCUUCUAUCAUCAAGCCGUAAAGAUCUCCUCUUGCGGUUUCCUAUUUGCUUUUUCCGUUUUACCGGUCAGUCAAUUUGUCACUCCGUACUUCUGCGUCAACAUUCCUCGAGAAGCCGUUAUAUCCCGCUCCUGAUGGCGCGCCGGACGCGUUGGAAGUCAGUUCCGCGGCACCUCCUGUCGUCUUUCUCGGGACUCAAGGGACUUCUAGGUUAAUAAAUUAUUUAUUGUUCGUGUUGAAGUAUACAUUGUGUCGUUCUAAAAAUCUAGUGCCACCCCUCGAAGAUAGCACAGGACUUCUAAAUAAAUUAUUUAUUCUCAACGUCUCAAGGACAAGUUGAUAUCCCGUAAAAGUUUGUGGAAUCUGCAGUGUGAUUGACGCGGCAUGGUUAACUAUUGGCGUUACGAGGGGCGGUGGAAAAGUCGCAAUCUUUCGUUUACGAGGGUACCUAAGUAUUUUCGCGAAUGCUAAGUGACUGAAAUCAUCAUCUGCGACGUCUUUGAACUAGUGCUUAAAAACAAUGAUUUUUCUUUUAUCACUUUUGAGAUUUUUCCAUCUGCCUUCGUACGUUAAAAAUCCUGAAAUGUGUGCCCCUUUUCACAGAUCGCCCUGUACAUAUUUCAUUGUAUCCUCAGUGUUGUGCCGUGGUUUUGAAAAUGUCUGUGUCCAAUUUUUGAAACUUCAGCAAAAUCCCCCCCACACCCUACUUAGUGUAUAUAUUUUGUAUAAAAAUAUGUGAUAUGUUUAGGUAUAAGAGUGAUUUUUAUAUUUAUUUUUGUAAAUUGAAUAGGAAUUAUUUCGGAAUCAGCGGCGGAACGGGGUGUAAUUUUUUCGAUUUCGCCCCGUUCCGAAGAUGAAAAAGUUUUGUGAGAGAAUUCUUUCAAUUCGGAUCUUUUGCACAAACGCGUAAAUAAAAUGCCAUUAUUUUGACAAGUGUAGAAGGAAUAAGUUGUUUUUUGUGAUAAUAUGCCUUAAUGAAAUUAUAUUUUUUGAUAAAAUUUUUCGGAAGGAGGUGAUAAAUUUUCUUUGAGGAUUAUUUUUAAGCGUUUCUGUUCCGUUCCAAGGGAAGGAUGUAAAAUAUUUUGUAAAUAUUGAGACUGUAAAAAAAUGUCUUAUAUUUUAUAAUGCCAUAGAUCUCGUUGAAAUGUCAAAUCAAAAUGUAUCGAUCUUUUGGUUUGUCUUAUUAAAUAAUUGUAUAGUUGUAAAUAGAGGCAAUGUUCAGUGAAUUUAAUUUAACUAAUAUUUAGUUCGAUUCAUUUUUAUUUUAUUACGGAUGUUGUCGAUUUUUCUAUGUGUGUUUUUGCUUUUUGUAUGUAAAAUAGAAAUGUAAUAUUAGAUUUUUGCUAAAUAAAACAAAAUAUUA